Molecule: messenger RNA, 3230 nt
Organism: Vollenhovia emeryi
Lineage: Eukaryota; Metazoa; Arthropoda; Insecta; Hymenoptera; Formicidae
Gene: Fbw5
Product: F-box/WD repeat-containing protein 5
Exons: 9
Coding region: 253-2274 (673 amino acids)
Biological process (GO): protein ubiquitination
Cellular component (GO): Cul4-RING E3 ubiquitin ligase complex; SCF ubiquitin ligase complex
Molecular function (GO): protein binding
Source: RefSeq, a predicted model, not a curated record
CCUCGUGUAGUAUACAACGGGCCUGUGUUUCCCUCGUCUUCCUAAUUAGUAGCACUUUCUACACUUUAACGUAAAAUCUCUGAAACACGGUGCAGUGAGUGUAGUUAAGACGAGCAGACUGUAGUUGAUGGCCUCGCUCCAGUAUGUUGUAGAGCGAGCUCACUGGAGUUGGCGUAUCCUUGGCGCGACGGCAGCGUCGCGGUAGUUGACAGGUAUCAGCUGUUCCGGUAAAUAAACCGCCGCGCGUCGACGAUGGACGACGUCGAGGAUGCCGCGCAGGCCGCCGACCAGGCGUCCGACGCGGACACCAGCGAGUUGGACGGCGGUAGCGAGUACAGCGACGACGGCCUCAGCUGGUGCGUCAUGUCGGACUCGAUCCUCCUGGGCAUCUUCCAGUACCUGUCGCCGAAGGAGCUCACCACCGCGAGCGAGGUCUGCCGUUCGUGGUACAGGGUGUCGCGCGACGAGUUCCUCUGGAAGUAUCUCUUUUAUCGGACCUACAAGAUAGAUCCGGAUGUCGGCAUCGUGCCAGGAAAAACGUCCUGGUUGGGAGAAUUCAAACGCUUGGCAUAUCACACCCCAUUGAUAGAAACUGAAGUUCUUAAAGAGCACUCGCAUCAGGUCUUACACGUGAGCUUCUCUCACAAUGGCAAAAUGUUUGCGACCUGUUCAAAGGAUGGGUAUAUUCUUGUAUGGCAAAGUCAGUAUCCUGUUACCAUAAAAUAUAUGCACGACAUGAAGGCGUUUAGUUGGAAGUACACGCAAUUUUCCCAGUUUAAUUGUACAGAUACGUUGCUUCUUGUGUCGGGUGUUCAUUUUGGUACGCCGCACAGUACCUCGGGAGAAAUAGCAGUAUUCAGAGUAGCACCUGGCUUUGACCUUCAGUGCAGAGUAGUGAAUAAGCCAUACGACAUAUUUGGUACAUGGUACAGCGAACGUUACCUUUUGAGUGGAAAUCUGCAUUGGCUGGCACACUUGGUCAGUACUAGCGUAGUUUGGCUCAACAAGGCAAACCAGGAAUCAGCUAGCGAGCAUGUACCCAUUAUGUCGCAGCUUUUUAGGUUCUACAAUGGAAAUGCUUCCUCGAUUAGGGCGAUUAUGGUCGCAAAUUGUCUAGCGCCUGCUCCAGCUGAAUCCAACGAACAACAGAGCCAACCGUCUUCCUCGAAUACGAAGGAAGAAAAAGGAAAUCCGCCGAGUCACAAGGACUUGCUGUCGCCUUCGGACGAGUCUAACAGCUCGCAGGAUCAGGAGGAACCGGUAUACUACAUUACGUCAUCGAGAAUACAAUAUAGUAAAUUGGAAGGUGCAUUCUCGAAUUGGAGAAAACUUGGUGAUGGCUUUGAAUACGCUAGCCCUAUACAGUACAAUCAGGAAUAUAGGCAGGUUGAGAUGCAGAGAAACGUGCACGAAAGCGAUAGCGAAAGUGAGAAUCUGCAGUGGGAGGAAGAAAGCGAGUCUGGAGAAUCUUCAAUAACCGAAGAAUGUGAUACAGACGAGUUAGCUAAUAAUCCUGAGAAACUUCUUAUUUUUACGACUGGCUCAAAAACAUAUACCCCGCAUAAAGUUGGCUUUAAGAGAAUCAAAUUAGUCACUUUCCCACGAAGAUUGGAUCCGGGACCAUCGUUGCGUGAGAGAAUAGCGCAACAAAAGAGGGAGCGAGAGAGGCAGGAUACACCGUCGGUGGAAGAUUGGUUAAAUUAUGAAGCCGUGGCGGACAAAUUCGAUAAAAUAGAUCAUCUAAUUGAUCUCCAUGGUCAUAUUAUUGGAAUGGGACUGUCUCCAGAUCAUAGAUAUCUUUAUGUAAACACAAGGCCGUGGCCGAAGGGUUACGUGAUUACCAAUCCUUUACAACCACCGCCGAUAGCUCAAGAAAUCGAUAUCCAUGUAAUCGACUUGGUAACGCUGAAGCAAGUUGGCACGAUGUUAAGAGCACACAAAGCAUACACGCCUAAUAAUGAGUGUUUCUUUAUAUUUCUGGAUGUAUGUAACGAAUACGUAGCAAGCGGUGCGGAAGAUAAACAUGGUUACUUAUGGGAUAGACAUUAUGGAAUCUGCCUAGCAAAGUUUCCCCAUAGCGAUGUAGUCAAUUCGGUAGCUUUUAAUCCACGCGAUCCUGAAAUGCUAGUUACUACCAGUGACGACUAUACAGUUAAAAUAUGGCGGAGUCGAGCUAUGGUGAAGGCUUUAGGUUUAGACGAAAAGUCCUGUCGUAGGGGGAUGGAAGUGCGAAAGAGACACAAGUAUCAGAAAAGUGGUACUAACAUUGACUGACUAAAAACUAUUAAAUUUCCGAUUUAGACAUUUAUUUUUACAAGAUCUUAGAGAUAUAUUUUGCACUUACGUUAUACUAUACAAAAUCGUCCAGAAUUAUUAAUACUAUUAUUGCGUAAAAGCACAAAUAUGGCGAGAAUAUAUUUUUUGAUUAUCUGGAAUUAUGCAAAUGCAUGUACAGACUUUCAUUUCUUGGUAAUAUAAUACAUAUAAUAUAGAAUUUCAAAUGAGUGCUUCUAUUUUGGAAGAAAAAAAAAGGAAAAAUUACUAAAAAUGUUGUUAAAAAAAUGAAUAUCAUAAGAAUAUAUUGUUGACAUCUGUUACGAUGAAAAAUUUGAAAAUGUCUAACAAAAGAUUUAAAACAUCAUUCACUCGAAAAUUACUAUCAAACUAUUUUUCAAUUUUCACAACUCACAAGUUAACAUUAGAUCAAUGACCUACUUAAUGAUCAAAAUUUGUCCUAUCCCAUAUUGUAUACAUAUUGAUCAUUUCUCAAGAUAUUUUUUAAUAUAGCGAAUAUAUUUCAGUUUAAGUUAUCCAUAAGAUUUAUAUGGAACUAGUUUUAAAAUUUACCUUUCAAUGAAAUAAAAAAUUAAAACCUGAUGAAAGUAUGCAAUAAACUUUAAGUUUCUCUCUGGUUAUAACUAUUUUCGUGUAUAAUCUGUAUCGGAUUCUCUUGUUUAUUCUGUUUCGCUUUUAUGUAUAUUUUAAAUAUUUACAAAUUUCAUCUACCUACGCUUACAUUAGAUACAGGAAACAAGACAUAUAAAUGUAAAUGUGCACUAUUUUGUAUCUUUUUUUUUGUUUUUGAUGUAUGUAAUGAGACGUAAUUAAUUUAGUUAUACUUGUACGACAGCACAUGUCGUAAUUUGUAAUACAUUAUUUCACUUUUUUGAGCUUGUAUUGUGGAGUAAUUGUAUCAUAAGAUUAUCAAUGUAAUAAAUCUCUCAAACGAA